This is a messenger RNA of Wyeomyia smithii (pitcher-plant mosquito), 2654 nucleotides long. RefSeq lists its product as uncharacterized. The record is from RefSeq and is a predicted model, not a curated record. The transcript is spliced from 4 exons. Lineage: Eukaryota; Metazoa; Arthropoda; Insecta; Diptera; Culicidae. Gene Ontology annotation, molecular function: RNA binding; ATP binding; RNA helicase activity. The coding region runs from base 128 to 2350 and encodes 740 amino acids. Gene Ontology annotation, cellular component: cytoplasm; ribonucleoprotein complex; nucleus.
UUGAAAAAAGAAAAUCGAAUAAUUUUAUUACGCCAUCUUUGAAAGUAGAAAGUAGUGCCCUUUUUGUGAACGCUGUGCAAAUUUGCUGAAUUUUCUGGUUUUCAUUGCCUAUAAUUGACCACUCAAUAUGAAUCGCCAUUCUGGACGAGAUAAUCGAUCCGAUCGAGGCGGCCGUGGUGGCGGAAGGCCGAUGCGUCGCAAUGAUCGCGAUGGCGGAAAGCGUUUCGAUCGCCAGGAACGCAACGGGGAAAAUCUACGUCCUAUUCGUUGGGAUCAGGUGAAGUUAGAACCUUUUAAGAAAAAUUUUUUCGAACCCGCUGCUAGCGUAUUGGAUAGGUCGCGUUCGGAGGUCUGUCAGUAUCUCGACAAGAACGAAAUCACCGUGAUAGGGAAAAAUGUUCCAGCGCCUGUCAUGUUUUUCGAAGAGAGCGGCUUUCCGAAGUGUUUCUUGGAUGAGAUGACAGCACAGGCUUUUCAGGAUCCUACGUGUAUUCAAGCCGUCGGUUGGUCAAUUGCAAUGAGUGGCAGAGAUAUGGUUGGUAUAGCCAAAACUGGCAGUGGAAAAACGCUGGCCUACAUUUUACCUGCUCUGAUUCAUAUCAGUAAUCAGGGUCGACUGUUACGUGGCGAUGGUCCUAUCGCAUUGGUGCUAGCCCCAACGCGUGAAUUGGCCCAGCAGAUUCAGCAGGUUUGCAACGAUUUCGGUCGUCGAAUGAGCAUUAUGAAUACUUGCAUAUUUGGAGGUGCUUCCAAGCAUCCUCAAGCGGAUGAUUUGCGCCGAGGUGUGGAGAUAGUUAUUGCUACGCCUGGUCGUUUGAUCGAUUUCUUGGAGAGUGGAACAACUAAUCUGCGACGUACUACGUAUUUAGUACUCGAUGAGGCUGAUCGUAUGCUGGAUAUGGGCUUCGAACCACAGAUUCGCAAGAUUAUCUCACAGAUCCGUCCGGACAGACAGGUCUUGAUGUGGUCUGCUACUUGGCCGAAGGAAAUUCGAAAGCUGGCUGAAGAAUUUCUUCGCGAUUAUAUUCAAAUCAAUGUUGGUUCACUCAAUCUGGCUGCGAAUGAAAAUAUUUUGCAAAUUAUUGAUUGCUGCCAGGAAUACGAAAAGGAAAAUCGGUUGUUCAAGUUGUUGAAUCAAUUAUCCCAGCAAGGGCAACUGAAAUCGAUUAUAUUUGUUGAGACGAAGCGUAAGGUUGACCAAAUAGUUGGAGUCAUCAAGCGUCAUGGUUGGAGAGCGGAUGGUAUUCACGGAGACAAGACGCAAAAGGAUCGUGAUUUUGUGCUAAAUACGUUCCGUCGGUCGAACACUGGAAUUUUGGUAGCAACUGAUGUGGCAUCACGUGGUUUAGACGUUGAUGAUGUUAAAUUCGUCAUAAAUUAUGACUUCCCGAACAAUACGGAAGAUUACAUUCAUCGUAUCGGACGAACUGGGCGUUCAACUAACAAGGGCACUGCAUAUACCUUUUUCACUCCUGCAAAUGCAUCGAAGGCUAAUGAUCUCAUCGGAGUAUUGAAGGAAGCUAAUCAGUUUGUCAAUCCGGAAUUGCAGGAAUAUGCUCGCCAUGGAGGUGGAGGUGGUCGCAAUCGUGGUGGUGGUGGCCGCGGUCGUGGAGGAAAUAUGGGACGCAGCGGUGGUCGCGAUCGUGAUCGCCCGAUGCGAAACGAUGCGAAGGGAAGACGAGGUGAUGACUAUCGCAGUGGCACAGGAGAUGACCGUGGUGCCAAAUUCGCCCGCCGCGAUGAUUAUGGAGGAGGAAAUCGCAACAAUUUCGCUCCCAAAACUGGAGGAGGAUUUGGUAGCGGAGCCAAUGACAGAGCUGGACCGAGAACUGGAGGUUUUGGAGAUAAAUCGGGAGGUUAUGGCGGAAGCUUUGGUGGUUCUGGUGGAUUUGGAGGAGCCAACUCUCGUAGUGAAACGAAACCUUCAUAUGGCAGUGCGGCUGAUAAACCCAGUGCAUAUGGCGGAGCUUCCGAUUCAAGAUCUACCGGUUACGGUAGCACAAGUCGUCCAAUGAAUGGCACUGGCGCAGCUUAUGGCGGCGGAAGCUCUUCCUACGGCGACGACAAACGCGUAGGAAGUGUUUCAAGCAUGCCUCCUAACUUCAGCAAACCACCACCGUCCUUUGCUCCACCUGCUGGUGGGUUCAGUGCACCACCUCCAGCAAGACGCCCGGAGGAGAGAUCUCGACCGACCUUGCCAAGCACUGUCGGAAGCUCAUUUGGUUCUCUAAACGGCGGUAGUUUAGGUUCAGCUGGAGCGAGUAGCAUCCCAAGUAACUCGCAAUACCCAUCUGGCAGAUCGUAUGGUGGUCGAGCAGGCGUUCAGUCGGCUGUUGGUGGCGGCAUAUAAAAAUCACAUUCAGACAUUCAAAAAUAAUUAUAUUAUCAAGCUAGUAAGUAAGCAUCAGAAAAAGAUACAUCUUUCAAGAACACUAGUUCCAAUCCGCUUAACCGUAACUAUGCAAGACAAUUAUUUGUGACCGUUUCGGUUUUCGCAGUUUUAUUAAUCAGUUUUAUUAUAUCUCACUUUCGCCGUGAUCGUAUAAUGUAAUUAGUUAGUAUAUUUAACUUCAUGAUUACCUAUUUUAUCUUACCUCUUGUUGCGGUAGAGAAAAUUAUAUUCCGACAAAUAUAUUAUAAUAGAAAAAUAAUAA